Molecule: messenger RNA, 3848 nt
Organism: Odobenus rosmarus divergens (Pacific walrus)
Lineage: Eukaryota; Metazoa; Chordata; Mammalia; Carnivora; Odobenidae
Gene: ATP8B1
Product: ATPase, aminophospholipid transporter, class I, type 8B, member 1
Exons: 27
Coding region: 23-3778 (1251 amino acids)
Biological process (GO): phospholipid translocation; Golgi organization
Cellular component (GO): plasma membrane
Molecular function (GO): ATP hydrolysis activity; magnesium ion binding; ATPase-coupled intramembrane lipid carrier activity
Source: RefSeq, a predicted model, not a curated record
GUGGUUCCAGUUUGCCAGCAGCAUGAAUUCAGAAAGAGACUCAGAAACGACCUUUGAGGAGGAUUCUCAGCCUAAUGACGAAGUGGUUCCCUACAGUGAUGAUGAAACGGAAGAUGAGCUUGACGACCAGGGGCCUGCGUUCGAACCAGAACAGAACCGAGUCAACAGAGAAGCUGAGGAAACCCGGGAGACCCUCCGAAAAGAUUGUACAUGGCAAGUCAAAGCAAAUGAUCGAAGCUUCCAUGAACAACCUCACUUCAUGAAAACAAGGUUCUUUUGUAUUAAGGAGAGCAAGUAUGCGAAUAAUGCAAUUAAAACAUACAAGUAUAAUGCGUUUUCCUUUCUACCGAUGAAUUUGUUUGAGCAAUUUAAGAGAGCAGCCAAUUUCUAUUUCCUGAUCCUUCUUAUCUUACAGGCAAUCCCUCAAAUCUCGACCCUGGCAUGGUAUACCACCCUGUUUCCCUUGCUUGUGGUGCUGGGCAUCACGGCCAUCAAAGACCUGGUGGACGACGUGGCUCGCCAUAAAAUGGAUAAUGAAAUCAAUAAUAGGACAUGUGAAGUCAUUAAGGAUGGCAGAUUCAAAGUUGCCAAGUGGAAAGAGAUUCAAGUUGGAGAUGUCAUUCGUCUGAAAAAAAAUGAUUUUAUUCCGGCUGACAUCCUCCUGCUGUCCAGCUCUGAGCCCAACAGCCUCUGCUACGUUGAAACAGCUGAACUGGAUGGAGAAACCAAUCUAAAGUUCAAAAUGGCACUUGAAAUCACACACCAGUAUCUCCAAAGAGAAAAUUCACUGACAACAUUUGAUGGUUUUAUUGAAUGUGAAGAACCCAAUAAUCGGCUAGAUAAGUUUACAGGAACACUGUUUUGGAGAAACAGAAGUUUUCCUCUGGAUGCAGAUAAAAUUUUGUUACGUGGCUGUGUAAUUAGGAACACGGAUUUCUGCCAUGGAUUGGUCAUUUUUGCAGGUGCUGACACUAAAAUAAUGAAGAAUAGUGGGAAAACCAGAUUUAAAAGAACUAAAAUUGAUUACUUGAUGAACUACAUGGUUUAUACGAUCUUUGUUGUUCUCAUCCUGGUUUCUGCGGGUCUUGCCAUUGGCCAUGCUUACUGGGAAGCUCAAGUUGGCAAUUAUUCUUGGUACCUCUAUGAUGGAGAAGACUAUACACCCUCCUACCGUGGAUUCCUCAAUUUCUGGGGCUACAUCAUUAUUCUAAACACCAUGGUGCCCAUCUCUCUCUAUGUCAGUGUGGAAGUGAUCCGUCUUGGACAGAGUUACUUCAUAAACUGGGACCUGCAGAUGUACUAUCCUGAGAAGGACACGCCCGCAAAGGCGAGAACCACCACGCUGAACGAGCAGCUCGGCCAGAUCCAUUACGUGUUCUCAGAUAAGACAGGGACGCUCACACAAAAUAUCAUGACCUUUAAGAAGUGCUGCAUCAAUGGGCAAAUAUAUGGAGACCAUCAGGAUGCUUCUCAAAACAGUCAUAGCAAGAUAGAGCAAGUCGAUUUUAGCUGGAAUAUGUUUGCUGAUGGGAAGCUUGCGUUUUAUGACCACUAUCUCAUUGAGCAAAUCCAGUCAGGGAAAGAGUCCGAAGUUCGACAGUUUUUCUUCCUGCUUGCGGUUUGCCACACGGUCAUGGUGGAUCGCACUGAUGGCCAGCUCAACUACCAGGCGGCCUCUCCUGAUGAAGGCGCUCUAGUGAAUGCCGCCAGGAACUUUGGCUUUGCCUUCCUCGCGAGGACCCAGAACACGAUCACCAUCAGUGAAUUGGGAACUGAGAGGACCUACGAUGUUCUUGCCAUUUUGGACUUCAACAGUGACCGGAAGCGAAUGUCUAUCAUUGUGAGAACCCCAGAAGGCAAUAUCAGGCUUUAUUGUAAAGGUGCUGACACUGUGAUUUAUGAACGGUUGCAUCAGAUGAAUCCAACAAAACAAGAGACACAGGAUGCCCUGGAUAUUUUUGCAAGUGAGACUCUUAGAACUCUGUGCCUUUGCUACAAGGAAAUUGAAGAAAAAGAAUAUGAAGAAUGGAAUAAAAAGUUUAUGGCUGCCAGUUUAGUCUCCACCAACCGGGAUGAAGCUCUGGAUAAAGUGUAUGAAGAGAUUGAAAAAGACUUAAUUCUAUUGGGAGCGACAGCAAUUGAAGACAAGCUCCAGGAUGGAGUCCCAGAAACCAUUUCAAAACUCGCAAAGGCUGACAUUAAGAUCUGGGUGCUCACUGGAGACAAAAAGGAAACUGCUGAAAAUAUAGGAUUUGCCUGUGAACUUCUUACUGAAGACACCACUAUCUGCUAUGGGGAAGAUAUAAAUGCUCUUCUUCACACAAGGAUGGAAAACCAGAGGAAUAGAGGUGGAGUCUAUGCAAAAUUUGUACCCCCGGUGCAUGAAACUUUUUUUCCACCUGGUGAAAACCGUGCCUUAAUAAUCACUGGUUCUUGGUUGAAUGAAAUUCUACUGGAGAAAAAGACUAAGAGAAGUAAGAUUCUGAAGCUGAAGUUCCCAAAGACAGAAGAAGAACGACGCAUACGGACACAGAGUAAGAGGCGUCUGGAAGCUAGGAAAGAGCAGCGACAGAAGAACUUUGUAGACCUGGCCUGUGAGUGCAGUGCAGUCAUCUGCUGCCGGGUCACCCCCAAGCAGAAGGCAAUGGUGGUGGACCUGGUGAAGAGGUACAAGAAAGCCAUCACGCUGGCGAUCGGAGAUGGGGCCAAUGAUGUAAACAUGAUCAAAACUGCCCACAUUGGUGUUGGAAUAAGUGGACAAGAAGGCAUGCAAGCUGUCAUGUCAAGUGACUACUCCUUUGCCCAGUUCAGAUACUUGCAGAGACUGUUGUUGGUGCAUGGCCGGUGGUCUUACAUAAGGAUGUGCAAGUUCCUACGAUACUUCUUUUAUAAAAACUUUGCAUUUACUUUGGUUCAUUUCUGGUAUUCCUUCUUCAAUGGGUACUCUGCACAGACGGCGUACGAAGACUGGUUCAUCACGCUCUACAACGUGCUGUACUCCAGCCUGCCCGUGCUCCUCAUGGGGCUGCUUGACCAGGAUGUGAGUGACAAACUGAGCCUCCGCUUCCCUGGGUUGUACGUAGUAGGACAAAGAGACUUACUAUUCAACUAUAAGAAGUUCUUUGUAAGCCUGGUGCAUGGAAUUUUAACAUCGAUGAUCCUCUUCUUCAUACCUCUGGGAGCUUAUCUGCAAACUGUGGGACAGGAUGGAGAGGCGCCUUCGGACUACCAAUCUUUUGCUGUGACCAUUGCUUCUGCUCUUAUAAUAACCGUCAAUUUCCAGAUUGGCUUGGAUACUUCUUACUGGACUUUUGUGAAUGCUUUUUCAAUUUUUGGAAGCAUUGCACUUUAUUUUGGCAUAAUGUUUGACUUUCAUAGUGCUGGAAUACAUGUUCUCUUUCCAUCUGCAUUUCAAUUUACAGGCACAGCAUCAAAUGCCCUGAGGCAGCCAUACAUUUGGUUGACCAUCAUGCUGACUGUUGCAGUGUGCCUGCUGCCGGUCGUCGCCAUACGGUUCUUGUCAAUGACCAUCUGGCCGUCAGAAAGUGAUAAGAUUCAGAAGCACCGCAAGCGGCUGAAAGCCGAGGAGCAGUGGAAGCGGCGGCAGCGCGUGUUCCGCCGGGGCGUGUCUUCGCGGCGCUCCGCCUACGCCUUCUCGCACCAGCGCGGCUACGCCGACCUCAUCUCCUCCGGGCGCAGCAUCCGGAAGAAGCGCUCUCCCCUGGAUGCCGUCAUAGCUGAAGGCGCCGCCGAAUACCGGCGGACUGUGGCCAGCUGACGCACCUGCCACAACAAUCACACACGUACAAAUGUCUAUUUUUUUAUGAAAGGCUCUCAGGACUUUUUUU